UUGCAGGACCCUAGUACUGAAUUUUUUGUAAGGUCCUUGUGACAAUUAUAUAUGGAUAUGUGAUAUUUGAGGAUUCUAAAUGAUUCGCUUGUUAGGUCCCCUUGACAACUUUACAUUUGGGUAUUAGAUUUAGUAUAUUUAUUGUUACCAUGUGGACACCAGAAUUAGAAGUAAAUUUGUUUCAUGCUUUAAGAGGCCAUAAGCCGACAGGUAUUAAUAGAUUUUUUCACAUGGCUUGCAUUCAUCAAAAGCUAGUAUUGAACUCUGAUUCAAAAGAUAUUUCUUCGAAAGAUGUUUGGGACCAUUUACAUGAGAUGUAUAAUCUUGAAACUCUUAAUGAACUUGAUGACCUUCCUUUCAACAAUGCAACUCGAGAUUUUAUGCUACCUGAAGAAAUGACAAAUCCAGAGUUAAUGAUGUCUGCACCAUCUUCUCCUGCAACAUCUUUUGCAUCUACUGAUGAUUCCUCAGCUCCAUCACGCCCUACAAAUUUAAAUUUAGCUAAUAUUAAAAACAAUCCAUUGCUUUCAACUCCUGACAGCUUAAAUUCUCCUAAACGAAAGAGAAAUGCAAGACAAGCACAGUUAUCUGGAAGUUCCCAGCCGUCAUCUCCUGUUACUCCAAAUGCAUCAAAAAGAAGAAGAUAGUAUAAAUCCGUUGUUUCAUUUGUAUUUAUUUGCUAUCAAAAUUGCCAUCUGAUUUUUUAGAGUA
This is a messenger RNA of Hydra vulgaris (swiftwater hydra), 711 nucleotides long. RefSeq names its product MRG/MORF4L-binding protein. Gene Ontology annotation, biological process: regulation of transcription by RNA polymerase II. Lineage: Eukaryota; Metazoa; Cnidaria; Hydrozoa; Anthoathecata; Hydridae. Gene Ontology annotation, cellular component: nucleus; NuA4 histone acetyltransferase complex. The record is from RefSeq and is a predicted model, not a curated record.